ACGCUUAACCGGAAAUAAUUUACUUAUUGAUUGUGUGUUACAAUAAGGUGAAUAUGUAAAUAGUUUUAAAAAAACAAUAGAAUAUGAUACUUAUAUGUAACAGAAAGUGCUGACGUCAACCUAAUAUCCUGGUGUGUGAUGUCAUAGUCAGCUGCUGAUUAGUUCUAUUGAUUUUAACAGUUUGUAGAAACCAUUAAAUCAGCUGAUCCGGAGAGUACAAAUGCAGUCAAGUUAUAGUGUGAUAAAGUAUAUAUCAACGAUCGAAUAAACAGUUUCAGACAUAAAUGGCAACGAAAAAAAAAAUUUGAAUAAUGGAGAUGUGGGUUAAUUUCAAUGAAACAUCAAAACAACGACACAAAUACAUUUUACAGGUCAAUACAUUAUAACAGUAGACAUGAGGAAAGGGGAAGUGGAUGGUUGUUGGGGAUGGAUGAUAGUGGCAGCCGCUGCCUUAAACAGAAUAGUGAUAUAUGGGAUAUCGUACUCAGCGGGUGUAGUUUAUGUUGUCAUCCUAGAAGUUUUUGACGAAGGGAGCGGGAUAACAUCAUGGAUAUCUUCCCUCAUCACUGCCGUUUUAUUUUUCACCUGUCCAUUAUCUGGAUACCUGAUUGAAAGAUUUGGUGAACGGAAGGUUGCUAUUGCCGGAAGUCUGAUUGCAGCUAUUGGAAUGACGUCAUCUGCUUUUGUCAAUUCCGUUCCAGCACUUCUCCUGACUUACGGCAUAAUUUCAGGCAUUGGAUGCGGAAUAGCGUUUAUGCCAGGAAGUGUAGCAGUGGCUAAAUACUUCAAAAACCAUCGAAACAUAGCAAUGGCGAUUGCUUCCGCAGGAGGCGGAGUAGGUAGUUUUGCAUUCCCACCGAUUAUCGAAAUGUUAAAUGAAUAUUAUACCUGGCGUGGUAUGUUUUUGAUUCUUGGUGGUGUAACACUCAAUAUAUGUGUAUUUGGAUUAUUAAUGCGGCCUUUAAGGCACGAGAUCAGCCCAGAACAAAAGUCUCAAGAGAGUGGAUAUUCCUCGGACAAAUCAGAAUAUAAUAAGUUACAACAGAGCAAUGUUAGCAAGAAUCUCAAGACAGUACCUUUGAAUGGAGAAAGUGAAAACUUCGAACGGAUUGGACUUCUUGACAAACAUUUUUAUCUGAAAAUUCCAUCGUUUUACAUCCUCAUAAUCAAUACUUUUAUGUAUCAGUUUGGUGCAUCAAUUAUCCUAGGUCACCUUCAAGCUUAUGCUGUUUUUCAGCAAGGAUUUACUAAGCCAAAUGCUGCCAUUUUAUAUACAAUUUCCGGUGUUAUGGUUCUUGUAAUUAAACUUCUACAUGGUGUUUUAGCAAAUAUGACCCAUGUAAAAUUAUUUAGACCGAUUUAUCAAUAUAUAUUCUUCUAUGCGCUAGGUGGGAUAGCAACAAUAUGUUUGAUUAUAAAUUCUCGCUACGGAGUAUACUUUUACAGUGCGAUAUUUGGAAUGAGUUAUGCAGCAUGUGGAGGCUCCCUUAUCCCAGCUUUAAUCAUUGACAUUUCUGGCGUAGAAACAUUUGGUGUUACAUAUGGAAUUGUGCUUCUCGGUUUAGCAUUUGGACAGUUAACUGGAGCUCCUGUAGCAGGUAUUUUAUAUGAACACCAGAAAACAUAUGAUACUGCCUUCAUCCUUGCUGGUUCUAUGAUGAUAGCAAGUGCCUUAAUAAUGAUUUAUCCUCUGAAAACUGAUCUCAACCCUUCAAAACUAAAUAAACAAAAUAAAAAUAACAUAGAAAUAAAUAUUGAAGAAAUUGAUUCAAUAAACGACGAGGUGCUUACCGUUUUUGAUCCAAUAUCAAUGUCCGACGUUAAGGGAAGCAGAACUAGUCUUCAUAGUGGAAACAUAGACAAUUUGUACAGCACAGGGAACUUUUAUCACAGUUCUAAUGGUUUACAUCGAAUCAAUCGACUAAGUGACAGUUUGGAAUCUAUAGAAGUUGGACCAAGAUCAUCAAGUUUUAGUGUUCAUAGGCAUACAGCUCGGCCAUACAGUGGAAAUACACAACAACCAAGUAGACUUCUGAAUGCUUUAAGACAGGAAGGUCAACCCCACUACCAUCCAAUACUGUCACCACUUGCAAUAGAGCGAUAAUUUAAAUGCUUAUGAAAAAAUUUUCAUGGAAAAACAACCAAUAGUUAACUAUCAGCAUGGUGUUAAACUAUGAUUAUAUAUAAUAAUAAGUUAGAGAAUAUCAUAAUAGGUAAAUUCUUUAAAUAUUUAACAUGGCGUUAUACUUUUAACAAAUUGAAUCUUUCAUAUAUGGAUGGUUUUGCAUACAUGAAGGUUAAACUGAUCUACAAAGGGAACUUGUAUUUCUUAUAGGUCAAAAAAACUUAAUCUGAUAAAAAUAAUUUGUUAUUAUUUGUGUGUAUGUACGAAGAUUGCUUCAUGCACGGAGCCCCCCUCAGUGAUAUUGCUUGCCUUCAAUUAGUGGAGAAUAAAUGCUUUUUUCCCCGGUGAAGAAUCCCAAUUUGAAAAAAAUGGCUUAAAAUUAUUCCCAAAAAGACAACUUUUGUCCCAAACAGUGCAGUCUCAGUAGUAAUUGCGUAUGAAUACAAACUGAAAAAAACUCAUUUAAACAUUUUUCAUGCUGAAAAUGACUUGAUGUGCAGAUAUCAGGGUCUAUUUAUGAAUCAUCACUGACAAAAUGAGGUCUUAUUUUAAAGUAGAGUUUGACUCUUGAAAAUAGGUCUGUAAAUUGAAGUUUCAGUCAAAUUCAUAAUUUAUAUUACAUUUCCCCAUUUGAUGAAAAUGACGCAUAUUUUUCCAAUAAAAAAGGAUAGAAAACAAAACCAAUAUCACUGGCCCUAUCACCUAAUGAUUAACAGAAAAAAUAGUUUACACUUACGGGUGUAUGAUAUAGAAUAGUGAAUUUCGCGCAUUUUGAAUGGU
Molecule: messenger RNA, 2905 nt
Organism: Mytilus trossulus (common blue mussel)
Lineage: Eukaryota; Metazoa; Mollusca; Bivalvia; Mytilida; Mytilidae
Product: monocarboxylate transporter 12-like
Exons: 7
Coding region: 395-2104 (569 amino acids)
Biological process (GO): transmembrane transport; monocarboxylic acid transport
Cellular component (GO): plasma membrane
Molecular function (GO): monocarboxylic acid transmembrane transporter activity
Source: RefSeq, a predicted model, not a curated record